Molecule: messenger RNA, 1444 nt
Organism: Trichomycterus rosablanca
Lineage: Eukaryota; Metazoa; Chordata; Actinopteri; Siluriformes; Trichomycteridae
Gene: acp5b
Product: acid phosphatase 5b, tartrate resistant
Exons: 7
Coding region: 249-1220 (323 amino acids)
Biological process (GO): bone resorption
Molecular function (GO): ferrous iron binding; acid phosphatase activity; ferric iron binding
Source: RefSeq, a predicted model, not a curated record
GUGGUGUGGUGCUCGUGCGGCAAUGAGCUGAUAUUUUAUUUUGCUAAUGAUUAAUAAGGGAGCAACUGAAGAAGCUACACUCAGUUCUUUUAACAAUUCAGGAAGCUUCUGUUAAACCACAAACUACUUCCUCUUCUCAGAAAAAAAGAAAGUGUUAAUCAUAUCACUACACUUCGGCUCUGGCUUGGUGACUCAUUAAUGUUGCUUCCAUGUUGAUUUAACUGGACAAAAACCUUCUAAAAUCAAGCAUGAACUGGAUAGCACCAGUGCUCCUGGUCGUCCUUCAGACAUUCUGCAAGUCAUGCCAAGCUCAGCAACAAAGCUCCUUGCGAUUUGUUGGCAUUGGAGAUUGGGGUGGUCUCCCCAUUCCUCCCUACUAUACACCUCAUGAGCAGUCGAUAGCUGAGGAACUGGGCAGACUGGCUGAAAAUGUAGGAUUGGACUUUGUUCUCAGUCUGGGAGAUCACUUCUACUUCCACGGAGUCAAGGACAUCGAUGAUAUCCGCUUCAAGGCUACAUUUGAGCAAGUCUUCUCUCACCCAGCUGUGCUUGAGGUACCGUGGUAUUUGGUGGCAGGAAAUCAUGAUCACUUGAGGAAUGUGUCUGCUCAGAUUGCCUACUCAAGCAGAUCAGAAAGAUGGCGUUACCCUGAGCUGUACUAUGAGCUGCGAUUUAAGGUUCCUCACAGUAACGUCUCCAUGACGGUCCUGAUGAUAGACACAGUGAUUCUGUGUGGGAACACUUAUGACGGACUACAGCCUCAAGGUCCAGAGGAAUCAGUUCUAUCAGAGCAGCAGUUUCAGUGGAUCGAGAAGAAGCUACAAAACACCAAGUCUGAGUAUGUUGUGGUGGCCGGUCAUUAUCCUGUGUGGUCCAUCGGUCACCACGGUCCUACGCGCUGUCUGGUGAAGAGGCUGAGACCACUUCUGAAGAAGUACAACGUAACUCUGUAUCUGAGCGGUCAUGACCACAAUUUACAGUUCAUCAUGGAGGAGGAUGGAAGUUCGUUCGUUGUGAGCGGCGCUGGGAAUUUUCUGGAGAGCUCCACGUCCCACAGCAGGAGCUUCCCUUCCUCCUGGCAGCUGUUUUCCAGCGCUGUUAAUCACACUUUAGGUGGUUUUGCAUAUUUUGAGGUGACGGAAAGCAAAAUGACGAUAAGUUACCAACAGUUAGAUGGGAAGUGUGUGUAUCAGACCUCUGUUCCUAAACGCAAUUUAUGACAGACCAGAAGACUUGAUAAGGAAAUGAUUCUCAGAACAAACUAAUGAAUGAACUAAGCACUAUAUAUUUUUAUUUCAUUGCAUUAUUCCACCUGAUCCAGUGAUUUUAGUCAAACCAUGUUUACUUCUUUGUCAUUAUUUUUGCUAAUUACUGUAUAUUGCAGUUCACAUGCUGCCUUGUAAAUUCUAUCUAAGCUGUGCUGGAUUAAAAAAUAUACAUAAAA